UCGAGGCUAGAUCCAAACUUCAGUCUAGGUGGUUGUUUUCGUGUGCAUUUUUACAAAUCUAUCAAGCAUAAAAAAAUAAUAAAAAGAUGCUAAAUUAAACUCUGGACAGACUGAACGGAGAACCAGACUUUAAUAACUUAGUCUUGGUCAGUUUUUCUAAGUUUUUAAAGGAUCUUAGCUUAUAUUAGCAUAGCAUCGGCUAACAGCUGCUUUUGAGUGUGCGCUGUUAGCCUGUAGCCGACCAAACUUAUCAAGAAUCAUACCUCUCUUGAAACUGACAGUCCGGUCCGGUGGGAAGAGUGGAAGAGCUGCCUACAAAGCCAAAUGUAGAGAGGUGAGACAUCAGUUAAUUGAACUGCGGACAAUGGAACAGGACAACAACUCGGAGGAUGACGUUGGCCCACCAGAAGAUGACGCACAACCUUCAUUUCCUCUUGGACUCUCGGACUCUGAGGCAGUGGAAGUAUUGUGGAAGGUUCGUGCCCAACGACGGCAAGCGGAGCCUGAUCUGCCGGACACUGUGACAUGUCUCACUACACCAGAGGGUUGUAUUGUCUACCUGGUUGGCACCGCCCACUUCAGCGACAGCAGCAAGAAGGAUGUUGCCACUACGAUUCAAGCGGUCCAGCCAGAUGUGGUGGUGGUGGAGCUAUGUCAAUAUAGAGUGUCCAUGCUCAAGAUGGAUGAGAAAACACUGCUAAAGGAGGCUAAAGACAUUAACUUGGAAAAGGUCCAACAGGCCAUUAAACAGAACGGAGUGAUGUCUGGCCUCAUGCAGGUACUGCUGCUCAAAGUCUCGGCUCACAUUACAGAACAGCUGGGCAUGGCCCCCGGAGGAGAGUUUAGAGAAGCCUUUAAGGAGGCAGGAAAAGUGCCCUUCUGUAAAUUUCAUCUUGGGGAUCGGCCCAUCCCAGUAACAUUUAAACGUGCAAUUGCUGCUUUGAGUCUGUGGCAGAAGGCUCGACUGGCCUGGGGCCUGUGCUUCCUAUCUGACCCCAUCAGUAAAGAGGAUGUAGAGAAGUGUAAACAAAAGGAUCUUCUGGAGCAGACCAUGUCAGAGAUGAUCGGCGAGUUUCCAGCCCUCCACCGCACUAUUGUUGCAGAACGCGACAUCUACCUCACACAUACACUUAGACAGGCAGCACGCUGCGUGGAAGCACCUACUAAUGCGGAGAAAGUGCCUGCUGUUGUGGUUGGAGUGGUUGGGAUGGGUCAUGUCCCUGGCAUUGAGAGGAACUGGGACAAAGAGCUCAAUAUUCAUGAGAUCAUGAGUGUUGCUCCUCCAUCUCGGUUUGGCUGGGUAUUACGCAACAUAUUCAAGGGAGCAAUGUGGGGACUUCUUGGUUAUGCCUGUUUCCGUGCCAGCAAGGGGGUGGGCAGGGCAUUACUCUCCCUACCCACUGUCCAAUCAUUGCUUGAAAAUAUACGAACGCCUGCCGUUUGACCCUAUUCUUAUCGACACAGACAUUUCUCCAGUGAGAUCAGGAUGUCACUCUGAACACCCAUAGCCUUAACUACAGGAAAUAGGUGGGGGAUGAAGGGAAGAUUAGAGGCAGACAUAGCCUCCAUCCCAUGUGAGGUGAACUGCAUUUUAUAGCCUUUGACUAGCUCUCUGUCACCUCAUCGACCCACUGUCCAUCUGCUCUGUGUACCUGUGGAUGCAGAGUUGUACUGCCCAAGAAAUCAGACUGUGCUUUUUUCCCCCUUUUCACUUUUUCCUCAUUCUUAAAGUAUGACUCUAGGUAGUUAGUUGUUUACAUUUUACAUUUAGUCAUUUAGCAGAUGCUUUUAUCCAAAGCGACUUACAAAUGAGACACAUAGCAAACAAUUUGUCAUACAAAGUUUAACAUCUGCAGUAUAGAACUGCCAAGUGGCUGGAGUAGUAAAGAUGCUUGCACAGAAGAAAGAGACAGACAAGGAUUUCUUUUUCCUUUUUUUUUUAUUUUUUUUAUUUUUUUUCUUUCUGUACAUUAAGUGCAGGUUAAGUGUAGUAGUAAGUGCAAUUAGUGUGGGUUGGUUAAGUACUUGUGGAACAGAUGUAUUUUCAGCUGGUUCUUGAAUGUUGAGAAGGUAACAGCUGAUCGUGUGGAGGUUGGAAAUUCAUACCAACACAGAGGAGCAGAGAAAGUGAAUGAUCGUGAAAUAGACUUUGAGCAUCUUUGUGAUGGGAUCACCAAGUGUUGCUCAUUCAUAGACCGCAGAGUGCGAGUUGGAGCAUAGACUUGAAGAAGUGAAUUGAAGUAAGCAUUAACUGUCCUGAAAGCCAGAGUCAAAGCCUUGAGUAGUUGAUGUUGUAGACUAGUUGAAGCAGGAGACCCUCCCUCUGACGUGUUAUCACCUAACUUGAACUGAAUGAAAGUUUUAUUCUGCUCACUAUGUAACACAAUUUUUGUUCCUGGGUAGUAAGUGUUAUUUUCUAAUUGCUUAUGCCUCAAAAGUAUAGAAAAUGGCUAUUAUUCCCCACAAUCUUUGCUUUUGUAACCAGGACAGUGAUAUUUUGAAAUUUAUUCUGAAUUUCCAAUGAGAAAAAGGGCAAAUUUGUGUCUUUUCGUUCACAUAAAGAAAAAAACAACAUGAAUCCAAAAUCUUUCUUUAUCUGUGGUCCGACAAAGACACCGGCUUUGACCUUUGCCUCAGAUAGCUUAGGGAAGAAGUCUUGAAGGUACUUGAAGGCUGCCGACUCCUUAUCUAGAGCUCUGACAAAUUGUUUCAUAAGGCCCAAUUUGAUGUGCAGUGGUGGCAUCAGCACUUUCCGGGGGUCCUCCAGUGGCUCCCAUUUGACGUUGUUCCUCCCCACAGAGAACUCGGUCUGCUGUGGACAGUCCCGCCUGUGGUAGUGCACCUUGGUGUCCCUGCUGUCCCAAAGGCAAAGAUAGCAGGGAAACUUGGUAAAACCGCCUUGGAGACCCACCAGGAAUGCCACCAUUUUGAUGUCUCCUAUGAUCUCCCAGCCGUAUUCAUCAUAUUUCAAGGCAUCCAGCAAGGUCUUGAUGCUGUUGUAAUCCUCUUUGUGGUGCACAGAGUGAGCCAGGGGAAGAGAUGGGUACUUGUUACCAUUAUGGAGCAGCACGGCUUUGAAUAUUACUUUAGUAUAAAUACAUGUUCAUUUGGAUUCAUAUUUUGUUUUUUUCUGAGUUUAUGUGAACGAAAAGGCACAUAUUUGCCCGUUUUCUCAUUGGAAAUAGGUAAAUUUCAAAAUAUCACUGUCCUGGUCACAAAAACAAAGUUUGUGGGGAAUAAUAGCCAUUUUCUAUACUUUUGAGGCAUAAGCAAUUAGGAAAUAACACUUACUACCCAAGAAAAAAAAAAAAAAAAAAUUUGUUACACAGUGUUAUUCUUCUUGGUUGGUUCCUGCUAAUGGUUGAUAGUGUAUUUUGCAGCGGGUGGAGUUCAUCAGUCCAGUAUUACUAUGCCCUCUCAGUUCACAUUUUAAAAUGCGACAUGGUCUGGGUCACAAUCUGUAGUUCAUUAAGAAUGAAUAGUAAAGCCACCCCAUUUAUUCAAGUGAUUAAAGUGAAUGGAAGAGUAUCCCAUUAAGGGCCAAUUUUUUAAAGCUGCUGUGUGCUAGAAGUGACAUACAACCAUUUACAAAGAAUAGUUAGUAUAAACCAGAAUUUUAUUGAAAGUUUGACUUGAUAAAUACAUGUAAUACUCACUGAAAAAUUAUUAUGACCGGCCACAGUUUAAGAAACGCCAACCAAGUCACAACUAGUUAUAUUCACUGAAUGUGUGCAAUAUUUUUCUAGUUCGUGAUAAUCCCAACAUAAACUUUGGCCAUGUUAGUUAUCAAGUGCCUCCAACCACAUGACCUGGAAAGGGCUUAGAGUUAUAGAGACUAGUCAGACUGAUGUGCUCUCUUUACCUUGAGUCAUAAUAAAUGGGUACUAUUAAAUCCGGAGUUCUCAGUUUUAUGUACGUCACCUCUCCGCUUCAUAAUUGGUAAUGGUAACAGAACCAAUCUUGCUAAUAACCAAUCUUUCCUUUUUAAGAACCAGUGAAUUAUACAAGUAAUUAGACAUUGCAUAAACCCGUAAAUAAACGUGUUUUGGCACAAAAUGGGGGAAUUGCAUGAUUUGCUAUUAAACAGAAUUGCAAAACCAAUAAGCUCUGGUUAAUUCCAGUUUAAAUAGCUUUUUAUUAUUAUGGCUUUUUCAUUCAGGAGUUCAUGGAAGCAGUUUAAGUUCACAAAAUUGGUGAAGUUAAAAUUAUUUGCUGAUAACUGUGAAAUGUAUACUUUUCUCUGUUAUUAAUCAUCAGGCUACAAUUACCUCAAGCUGUUAGUCCUAAAUGGCAAAGGAGACAAUCAAAUACAACUUGAAACUAUGCUGUUGUGAGUAUAGAGAAUGUCACUCAGUAGAUCUCUUAGUAAGAAAAGCCAUCACUAGCAUGGACCAUCGGGGCACAAUUCUGGAAUCAUGCUUUAUAUACAUAGGGGGAAGGUGGGGGAUAUUUCUGUUUGUCUGCUUAAAUCCUUGCACUGCUGCCUUUACCUGUACAUCACAUUUUGACUUGUUUUUCCAUAUGUCGCUUAUUGUGUAUGAUAUGAUUCGACUGAAAAUAAAAUUUGUAGGUCACAUGGACAUUCUAAGCACAAUACUAACACUUGUGUGACUAUAAAAGUGUGGGGGGAAUGAGUAAUGCCGAAAGCUGCCUUUUCUUUGUUCUUUUAAAUUUUUACAUUGUCCUGAAUGGAAACUGAUCCCUGUUUUGAACCAUGGAGGGGUUCAGAUUAAGAUGUGUUUGAAACUUUGCACGAGAACCAUGUGUGUUUAUGCGAGCAAUGAGAAGAAAAGGACUAAUAUAUCUGCAUGAUUUCAAAUGUAGAUGGCUUAUUGUGAUCUACUCUGUUUAAGCUAUCUGUACACCCGAUUAUGAUGGUUUGAAAUGUAUAAUAGUAUUCUGGGGUAUUUGUCAGUCAGUGCCCUGGUGCAUAAUAAUGCUAUCAGUAGAGCAACUCUCCCUGCAUUUAAUUUGAUUUAUUUUGGAUUGAUUAGAUUGUAUUUAAAAAAUGACUAAAUGACCCCAUUGUUCCCCUAAGGUUGGUCUCAAAAUGCUGAGGUCUUCCUGUAAACUAAAAAAGAAACUUUGGACUUCUACUGUCUUGUCUUCCUGUAAACUUCUUCAUGCCAUACUACUACUAUUGAUCAGACAGAUCCAAUGCACUUAUGGUUAAAUGAGAAAGGUCAUGGGCAAUAAAUACUUGAUACACCAUUAAUGUACAUCCCUAAGUUUUCUGCUACAAAUGACAUUUUUAUCUAACCAUUGUUAACUGUAUGGAAAGGGGAAUAAAAUGAUGAUUAUAC
Myxocyprinus asiaticus (Chinese sucker) is the source of this 5303-nucleotide messenger RNA. RefSeq names its product traB domain-containing protein-like. The record is from RefSeq and is a predicted model, not a curated record. NCBI's taxonomy places the organism in Eukaryota, Metazoa, Chordata, Actinopteri, Cypriniformes, Catostomidae. The transcript has 10 exons. The coding region runs from base 365 to 1444 and encodes 359 amino acids.